CGUGACAUCACAGAACCACGUGAUCAAUAUGGCGGAAUUUCGGAAAAAGAUGUCGGUAAAAGAAUUAUGAUAAAACAUCGAACAGAUGUGUUUAAUGAGCAUAUAGCUGGGUUAAUGAGCACUCAUAGGAUACAGUAACGAUAGUUACUUCAUUUUUUCGGUUGUAAAGAUCAUCUGCAGCAAUUCAAGGAACUUUAUAUUGGAAAGACAUGGCAGACGAGCGCCGACAGAAGCAAUGCACUGUUGUGCUCCCCACCGAGUCGGUGAAGGUGAUGGCAGAGUCGGCGGGUGUGCAGCUGCAGGAGGAGAGCUGUGUGGCCCUGAGCGAUGAAGUAAGUUAUCGUAUCAAAGAAAUAGCGCAAGAUGCUCUCAAGUUUAUGCAUCAUGGAAAGAGACGAAAACUAACCACAAGCGACAUUGAUCAUGCUCUUAAAAUGAAAAACGUAGAGCCAUUGUACGGUUUUCAGUCACAGGAGUUCAUUCCGUUUCGUUUUGCAAGUGGUGGAGGGCGGGAGCUUCACUUCUACGAAGAGAAAGAGGUUGAUCUUAGCGAUAUAAUCAACACACCACUCCCGAGAGUCCCGCUUGACGUUUCGCUAAAGGCGCACUGGUUAAGCAUUGAAGGGGUUCAGCCGGCUAUUCCGGAGAAUCCUCCCCCCGCCCCGAAAGAGCAACAGAAGGCCGAGUCCACAGAACCUCUCAAAGCUGUCAAACCGGGACAAGAAGAAGAGGGUGGCAUUCAGAACAAGGGGCAGGGUGCCACCUCUGCCGAAGCCAAGGGCAAGAAAGAGGGCAUGAUGCGAAUUAAGCCCCGCAGCACCCACGAGCUGUCCGUGGAGCAGCAGCUGUACUACAAGGAGAUCACAGAGGCCUGCGUGGGCUCGUGCGAGGCCAAGCGAGCCGAGGCCCUGCAGAGCAUCGCCACGGACCCCGGUCUGUACCAGAUGCUCCCGCGCUUCAGCACGUUCAUCUCAGAGGGCGUGCGCGUGAACGUGGUGCAGAACAACCUAGCCCUGCUCAUCUACCUGAUGAGGAUGGUCAAGGCGCUGAUGGACAACCCCACCCUCUACCUGGAGAAGUACCUGCACGAGCUGCUCCCUGCCGUGGUCACCUGUAUCGUCAGCAAACAGCUGUGUCUGAGGCCGGACGUGGACAACCACUGGGCCCUGAGGGACUUCGCGGCCAGGCUCAUGGCUCAGAGCUGUAAGACCUUCAGCACCACCACCAACAACAUCCAGUCUCGCAUCACCAAGACCUUCACCAAGAGCCUGCUGGAUGAGAAGACCCAGUGGACCACGCGCUACGGCUGCAUCGCGGGCCUCUCGGAGCUGGGCCCCGACGUCAUAAAGACGCUGAUCCUGGCCCGGCUGUCCAUCGAGGGUGCGCGCAUCAAGGCCGUGAUGGAGGGGCCCGUCGUCUCGAACAUCGACAAGAUCGGAGCGGACCACGUGCAAAGCCUGCUGCUGAAACACUGCGCCAGCGUCAUCGCCAAGACCCGGCCGCUGCCCGACGUGGUGGACCAGUACCGGACCGACUACGGCUACCUGGGGCCCAUGCUCUGCUCCCACGUGGUGAAGGCCCGGGCACAGGCGGUGCUGCAGGCCCAGCAAGUGAACCGCACCACGCUCACCAUCACCCAGCCGCGGCCCUCCCUCACAGUGGCCCAGUCGGGCCUGGGGGGCUCCAUCGGCACGCGCCCCCCCAGCAUCAUCAAAGUGCCCAGCUCGCUCACACUCAUGUCCACGCGGCCGGGUACGCCAACGCAGCCGUCGCCACCGGCAACCAAAUACAUUGUGAUGCAGACGAGCGCUGGGGCGGCGUCCACCCAGCAGGUGAUCACGUUGACCUCGGCCCAGUCGGGCUCGCCCAUCACCAGCACCGUCUCCAGCACGCCCUCCGCCCUGCAGCCCCUCGUCAAGGUGGAGUCGGGGGGUGGGGGGUCCGUGGCGGGGGCCAGGCCGCUCCAGAAGUACAUUGUGGUGUCUCUGCCCACGUCGUCCGCCUCCUCCCUGGAUCCCAAGGGCACAGGAGGGGCCCCCCAUGUGACCACAUCCCCCCUCACCAUGGAUACCUGCGUCAAGAUGGAGCGCUCAGAAUCACCUGCAGCCAGCACUCAGUCCCCGCACUGAACAUGAUGGACAAAGACAAUCACACACACUCACACACACCCACGUACGUUUUUUUUUAUCCUGAUGCAGUUUUCUCCCUAUAAAUAUAUUCCCCUCUCUUGCAAACCCAGCCACACGAGUGAAGCUCGCUGUACGACUACAAGUGUGGCCCAAUAAGAGUUGGGUGUUAGCGGGCCUUUUUUGUGUUUGGAAGGGGAAGGGAGGGGUGGCAGUUAGAAUUUUUUAAAGGUGUUCAUAGCUAUGAGAAAAAAAGUGAAAUAUUUGACAUAUGAUGCAUGAAACCUUGUAUCGGACAUUAUAAUUAUAAUAAUAAAAACUUCUUACUUCUAAUGCGUGACAAAACAUGGGCGUUACUCAAAAAAGAAAUGUGUGACUGGUAGUAGUUUUCAGGUCUAGGCAACAAGUAGAAACAAAACACUGAUUGAGAUGAUGGUGUAAUGAUCCAUCAAAAUAAUAUAUAUCUAAUUUCUGAAGCCCAUGUGUAGUGAUCUUUACAUUCUCAAAGGCAGAAUUAUUGUUUGCAUAGCAUUGUUAAAUGGCCUGUGCUGUGCUAGCUCACCAAACACUUUUGUAAUAAAUAAUUCAUAAAUAAACAAAAAAA
Molecule: messenger RNA, 2730 nt
Organism: Clupea harengus (Atlantic herring)
Lineage: Eukaryota; Metazoa; Chordata; Actinopteri; Clupeiformes; Clupeidae
Gene: taf6
Product: TAF6 RNA polymerase II, TATA box binding protein (TBP)-associated factor
Biological process (GO): RNA polymerase II preinitiation complex assembly; transcription initiation at RNA polymerase II promoter
Cellular component (GO): SAGA complex; transcription factor TFIID complex; SLIK (SAGA-like) complex
Molecular function (GO): transcription coactivator activity; protein heterodimerization activity; RNA polymerase II general transcription initiation factor activity
Source: RefSeq, a predicted model, not a curated record